AUGCUAACGCUAAUUUCAGUUUGCUCGUACUUGUAUUAUGCACACAGAGAUUCUAUACUCAACUUCGUGGGGUUAAGUAACAAGGAAGAUCCAAACGAAAGUCAACAAAAUAGAGGAAGCGCUCGAACGAAUAAAAAAAGAGUUAAAGGAAAAAAAUCUGUAAAAGGAGACCUGACGUCUUUGUCCGAUUCAGACAUGCGCAGGAAAAAGUUUAUCUUAAGAACAUACAGCGAUGUCGAUUUUCACAUAAAAUUGCAAAGCAAAAAAG
Plasmodium cynomolgi strain B is the source of this 268-nucleotide messenger RNA. RefSeq lists its product as hypothetical. The transcript has a single exon. The annotation marks the transcript as partial. Lineage: Eukaryota; Apicomplexa; Aconoidasida; Haemosporida; Plasmodiidae. The record is from RefSeq and is a predicted model, not a curated record.